Molecule: messenger RNA, 660 nt
Organism: Ornithodoros turicata
Lineage: Eukaryota; Metazoa; Arthropoda; Arachnida; Ixodida; Argasidae
Exons: 1
Coding region: 1-660 (219 amino acids)
Source: RefSeq, a predicted model, not a curated record
AUGGACCGAACUCAGCUGAACAAAAAGCGCAAGAUUCUGCGGAACCAGGUGACGACGAUCCAGAACGAUCUUGACCGACGAACGGCGGGUGAAGAACCUCAGGACAUUACCGAAUUGGCAGCACGCAUCGACAGGCUACAAAGCCUCAACGCCUCUCUCAAAGAAGUCGAUAGUCAGAUCGAACCUCUUCUUACUGAAGAUGAGUUUGACCAGGAGUUCACGAAGCAGCUGGAUUAUCAAAACAGAUUGGAAAUGACCCUCUUCAUGGCAAAGGCACACGUCGACGCCCGUAGACGUGCUGUGACCACCUCUGAUAUCCCUGCCAUCGCACAUCCACAGGGAGAUGCCUCCCCUGCGCGGGUACACACCGUUCAAGCACCACAAACGCAAGCCGCUGUUCGCCUUCCCAAACUAGAAAUGCUGAAGUUCGACGGCAAACGAUGUCACUGGCAGCAAUUUUGGAGUCAAUUCAAUGUGACUAUCCACACCAAUGCCUCACUCCCUGAGAGUAGCAAGAUGCAGUACCUAAUGGCUGCACUACAAGGGGAAGCUGCGAACGCCGUGGAAGGUCUACAGUUGACUCCUGGCACUUACGAAUCUGCCGUCGAGAUUCUCCGCAAUCGUUUCGGCAACGAUAAUCCAGCGGAUUCCGUUACGUGA